ACACGUCGCUCGCGUGAUCAUCAGUGCUACAUACUGCGCCUGCGCACGAGCCGAGGCCUUUUCCCGCAGCCGAGUGUUGCUGGGCCUGCUGGUCUGUGGUGAGCCGCGGACGCCGGUCUCUGAUCCGCAGGAUGGGGUUUGUGAAGGUUGUCAAGAAUAAGGCUUACUUCAAGAGAUACCAAGUGAAAUUUAGAAGACGUCGAGAGGGUAAAACUGAUUAUUAUGCCAGGAAACGCUUGGUAAUUCAAGAUAAAAAUAAGUACAACACACCUAAAUACAGGAUGAUAGUUCGUGUAACCAACAGAGAUAUCAUCUGUCAGAUUGCUUAUGCCCGCAUAGAAGGAGAUAUGAUAGUUUGUGCAGCUUAUGCUCAUGAACUCCCAAAGUAUGGUGUGAAAGUUGGCCUGACAAAUUAUGCUGCAGCAUAUUGUACUGGCCUGCUGCUGGCCCGCAGGCUCCUUAAUAGGUUUGGCAUGGACAAGAUCUAUGAAGGCCAAGUGGAAGUGACUGGAGAUGAAUACAAUGUGGAAAGCAUUGAUGGUCAACCUGGUGCCUUCACCUGCUAUUUGGAUGCAGGGCUUGCCAGAACUACUACUGGAAAUAAAGUUUUUGGGGCCCUCAAGGGAGCAGUGGAUGGAGGCUUGUCUAUCCCUCACAGUACCAAACGAUUCCCUGGUUAUGAUUCAGAAAGCAAGGAAUUCAAUGCCGAAGUACAUCGAAAGCACAUCAUGGGUCAGAAUGUUGCAGAUUAUAUGCGUUACCUAAUGGAAGAAGACGAAGAUGCAUACAAGAAACAAUUCUCUCAAUAUAUAAAGAACAACGUAACUCCAGACAUGAUGGAGGAGAUGUAUAAGAAAGCUCAUGCUGCUAUACGAGAGAACCCAGUCUAUGAGAAGAAGCCUAAGAAAGAAGUUAAAAAGAAGAGGUGGAAUCGUCCCAAAAUGUCUCUUGCCCAAAAGAAAGAUCGGGUAGCUCAGAAGAAGGCAAGCUUCCUUCGAGCUCAAGAGCGGGCUGCUGAGAGCUAAUAAACCAAACCAUAAUUUUCUAUGAAGAUUUUUCAGAUAAAAAUAAUAAACUUAUUCAUCAAGCAGC
This is a messenger RNA of Lutra lutra (Eurasian river otter), 1092 nucleotides long. It is a transcript of the gene RPL5, whose product is annotated as ribosomal protein L5. Bases 132 to 1025 code for a protein of 297 amino acids. Gene Ontology annotation, cellular component: cytosolic large ribosomal subunit; ribosome. The record is from RefSeq and is a predicted model, not a curated record. Gene Ontology annotation, biological process: translation; ribosomal large subunit assembly. Lineage: Eukaryota; Metazoa; Chordata; Mammalia; Carnivora; Mustelidae. Gene Ontology annotation, molecular function: structural constituent of ribosome; 5S rRNA binding. The transcript has 8 exons.